Menidia menidia (Atlantic silverside) is the source of this 1662-nucleotide messenger RNA. Lineage: Eukaryota; Metazoa; Chordata; Actinopteri; Atheriniformes; Atherinopsidae. The record is from the annotation of a GenBank genome assembly.
CACGUCAAAAGCAAGAUGUCUGUGAACGAGGUGUACGUGUUCCGGCCCUUCAAGCUGAUCGCGCUGCUCUGCGUCUUCCUGGCGCUCUGCCUGGACGUGGUGGCUCUGCUGAGUCCGGCGUGGGUCACCGCCGACCACUUCUCCCUGUCCCUGUGGGAGUCCUGCUCCCAGGCCAGGGCCCGGCACCCCGCGGAGGAGGCUGAGUGGAGCUGCUUCUCCACCCUCACAUCUGACUGGCAGAUUGCCACCCUGGUGCUGCUGGGGGCCGGGGCCGUGGCCACCCUGGUGGCCUUUCUGGUGGCCCUCAUUUCCCUCUGCAGGGGAACCCAGAGGCAGCACUACCGCGUCGUGGCUGUGUUCCUCUUCACUGCAGUGGUCCUGCAGGCCUGCGCUCUGGUGCUCUACCCCAUCAAGUUCAUCGACGGGACCGUCCUGCAGACCUAUCACGAGUUCAACUGGGGCUACGGGCUGGGCUGGGGAGCCACCAUCUUCAUGCUGGGCGGAGGGAUCCUCUUCUGUCUGCGGACGGACAUUUACGAGGACGCCAUGUAUUAGAGGGUUUCCAGCUCAGGGGCUGGCCAUACCUACAUAAGCACACAGAGACUUUUUUUCUUCGCGCCCCACACGGCCUCUCUGCGAGCACAGACCCUUUUCCUCAGUUUCUUCUGCCGUCUUGCUCUCUCGGUUAUUUUUAGACAGGUUGCGAAGUCCUUAUUUAGGACAGGGCUGUGUGAAUAGAAUGUGCCCCCACACCCCCGCCCCCGCCCCCACCCACUCACUGCUGCCUGUCCCUCAGCGUUUCUGGUAUCCGGGACGAGAUAGCAGCUCUAAAGCCCAGAUCUUUCUGGACAGGCCUGAGCCUCCAUUGCUGGACGUUUCCACUGAGCGGGAUGUCUAUUGUUAAAGAAAAAAGCAGCGCAGACCUGAAUGUGCAGCGGCUGAUCCAUGUCCACAUUUCCCUUUUUUAUUGUUUUUUUUAUACCUUUUCUUGAUCAGAAGCUUGUUUCGCAUAUUUAUAGCCUCAUAUUCUGCUUCAGAAACAGUGAUACGCACUCUCUGUAUCUUGCCUGCAACAUAUUUAGUAAGUGUAAAUUAGCUGACUUUGAUACAUGCUAUAAAGUGUGAUGCUGGUUUGGAAAAUCAAAUCAAACAAGUUUGUCUCAGAAAUUGUAAAUGUGUACAAAGUAUUUCUACAUGAAGGACAUUUAAAAAGAAAUAAACAACAAUAGUUUUGGGAGCAUUGGGAGUGUUAAUUAUUGUUUGCAAUACUUGGAUUGAGCAGCUGCAGUUUGUGGUUCACAAACUGCCCACUGACAGAAUUUUUGGAGCCAUCAGGGGUGCCCGUCUUUGUAAAACGGACAGCAAUGAAACAAAAAUGCAAACCACUUCAUUAUCCAGAGCACGCAUUCCUCAGAGCAGAGCACGCCACGCUAUUUAAAGAGAUACCUCCAGGUUGCCAGUUUUGACCUAACUUGUGUGGGAAAAUAUAAAGCAUUCAAUGAAACAUGAGCAACAUUUUUUUGUCCUGACUACAAAAGUAAUUUGGUACGGAGUUGGCCAGUACAGUUGAUAUAAGUAGGAUUUACGUUUUUUUCCUUUCGAACUAUCAUGGGUCACCGGCAAUGCAUAGCAUAGGCUGAAAGUUCUGGUUGUGUUGAGCAU